Messenger RNA from Triticum urartu, 575 nucleotides. RefSeq lists its product as uncharacterized. NCBI's taxonomy places the organism in Eukaryota, Viridiplantae, Streptophyta, Magnoliopsida, Poales, Poaceae. The record is from RefSeq and is a predicted model, not a curated record.
ACCUCGUCCCAGCCCCGCUCUCCCUCUCAUCAACACAAGCAUCAAUCAGCCUUCAUUUCAGUUCAUUCACAACCAGAAAUUCCGCACUCUACGCUCGACAAUUACUCUUCAGUCAUCACCUACUUCGGAGUUUCAGACCAGCAGCACAGAGAGAGCUCAUGGCGGGCGCAGCUAAGGCGUCUUGGAUGGUGGCGAUGAGCGUGGGCGCGGUGGAGGCGCUCAAGGACCAGGUCGGCCUCUGCCGCUGGAACUACGCCCUCAAAUCCAUCCAUCGGGCAGCCAAGGCCAGGGCCAACGUCUGCGGCGGCGUCUCGCAGGGCGCCAAGCAGCUUCCAGCCUCUGCUGCGGCGGUGGCGGAGAGGCGGCAAGGGGAGAAGGCCGAGGAAGGGCUGAGGACGGUGAUGUACCUCAGCUGCUGGGGUCCCAAUUAGAAGCUGCCUACUUGGUAGUACUAGCUAGGCGUCUCUGUGUUUGGUACUAUGGCCUGAAACCACGAUGCAGAAACUUGGUACUAGCUGGCUUCCCUUGUAAAAACUAGGAUGAUGAUGAUGACAAAUUUCUGUUACUUCAGUUCA